AUGUAUCUUGUUGAAAAGAACAAAUCGCUCAAGGAAGAAGUAGCCCUGGCAGAACGGAAAUUAAUCGCCCACAACGAACGAAUUGAAUCUCUUGAGCCAAUAUUACAGUGUGGACAGCAGAAACUGACAGCUUGCAAUGAACGAAUUAAAUAUCUUGAGAUGCUCUUGAUCGAUUCACGAGAAAAGCUGUUCACUCAAAAACAGACAUUUCAGGGUCAGCUUAGGGUGGUUCGAGAGCGUCUUGAACAGGGACAAAGACAGAGAGUGGAGACCACCUUGCUCAUCAAUUCUGGCCGAAUUGCCAAGCCCCUUCGUGGGAGAGGAAACGUGGUUGAAAGCUGA
Messenger RNA from Phycomyces blakesleeanus NRRL 1555(-), 342 nucleotides. RefSeq lists its product as hypothetical. The record is from RefSeq and is a predicted model, not a curated record. NCBI's taxonomy places the organism in Eukaryota, Fungi, Mucoromycota, Mucoromycetes, Mucorales, Phycomycetaceae. The coding region runs from base 1 to 342 and encodes 113 amino acids. The transcript has 2 exons.